CUUUGAGCCCAGGUUGUUUUUUUUUGUUACUUCUGUCUCUCUUUCUUUCUUUUUUUUUAUCCUCCCCUUUACUGCUUUUCUCCUUAUUUUCCAAGCUCUUUGUAUAUAUAGAUACCUAUUCUCUUUCUAUCUCUCUAUUUCACAAAUACGAUCCUUGGCUUUUAUAUUAAACUUUUCUUUAUCAAUUAAACAGGAAUAAUGGAUUCUCCAAUAGCAGCCACACCAUCAUCUUCUUCUCCACCACCACCAACAACAAAUAAUGGUACUGUUAAACAUACGGAAGAAGGUACUCUUUCCACUACCGAAUGGGACAAAGACACGAAAUCCAUUCCUCGACUUCAACUUGUUGAUGAAGACCAAAAGUUUACGGAUGUACUUCCUCAAUAUAUGAAUGAAUGGGGACUUGGUGAAGCAGGAUUCAAAUAUAAUGUCGUUGCAGUAUUUGGGUCUCAGAGUACUGGCAAAAGUACACUUUUGAAUGGAUUAUUCGGAACUUCCUUUGACGUGAUGAAUGAAACUCAACGUAGUCAAACAACCAAAGGGAUUUGGAUUUCACGUGGACGUGGUAUGCAUGUGCUUGUGAUGGAUGUAGAAGGUACCGAUGGACGUGAACGUGGUGAAGAUCAAGAUUUUGAACGUAAAUCUGCCUUAUUCUCUAUGGCCACUAGUGAAGUCAUUAUUUUGAAUUUAUGGGAACAUCAAGUCGGUUUAUAUCAAGGUGCAAAUAUGGGAUUAUUGAAAACUGUAUUUGAAGUCAAUCUCCAACUGUUUCAACACAAACAAACUUCUAAAGAAAAGACUCUCUUGUUGAUUGUGAUUCGUGAUCAUGUCGGUUCUACUCCUUUGGCAAACUUGGCAAAAACCUUACAAAAUGAUUUGGAAAAGAUUUGGGCUGGAUUAUCAAAGCCUGAAGGACUAGAAGAUUGUCAAAUCCAUGAUUAUUUUGAUUUUAUGUAUACUGGUUUACCCCACAAGAUCUUGUUACCAGAAAAGUUUGAUCAAGAAGUAGCUCAAUUGCGACAUCGGUUCAACGACCCUCAACAUCCUGACUUUGUGUUCCGUCCUGAAUAUCAUAAACGUAUUCCUGCUGAUGGAUAUCAUGUUUAUGCUUCUGGUAUCUGGGAUAAGAUUCUGACCAACAAGGAUUUGGAUUUACCAACCCAACAAGAAUUAUUGGCUCAAUAUCGAUGUGAUGAAAUUGCAGCCACAGCAUUUGAACGCUUUUCUCAGCAAUUACAACCAUUCAAACAACCUAUUUUGGAAAAGGGACAGACAAUGGAUGAUUUAGGACCUCAAAUGCAAGCUAUUCGACAAGAAGCCAUGGAUGCCUUUGACAAGAAUGCUUCUCGGUAUCACCAAGCUGUUUAUCAAAAAAAGCGUCAAGAUAUGCUCACCAAACUCAAUACCCAACUCAAUGUAUACUUUGUGGGUCAACUCAAGAAUUUGCACAAAAAGGCCAUGUUAUUAUUCGAAACCACUCUCAAACAAGAACUCAAAAAACCCAAUUACAACUUUAGUCAAGUCGUUCAAGAUGCACUUCACCAAGCUACAGAUGUGUUUUUGUCAGGUGCCAAGGCUCUUGUCUUACCUGAUACGGAUUGGUCUUAUACUCACGAAUUGACCAUUUUGGAAGAAGAAUUUGAUGUUCUUUCCACCAAAGCUCGUGCUGAUGAAUUCAAGAAGAUGAGUAAGGCUUUGACGAAACAAGUUGAAAAUGAAUUAUCGGAACCUGUCUCUCUUGCAUUAAAUGAUCCUCAACCUCAUACAUGGCAUAAAAUCAUUGAAGCAUAUAAAUCUACUGUAGAUAAUGGUCAAACUACUUUAGUGAAGAAAGCAAAGAGCUUCAAUUCGACAGAAGAAGAAUUAGAAGAAUCGUUAUUGGGAUUGAGAAGAGAAGCUUGGAUUGUGCUACGCAAAAAGGUGGAUGAAGAAUUGGCAGAUACAAUGUUAUUACUGAAACUAAGAUCAAAAUUUGAAGAAAAGUUCAGAUAUGAUGAACAUGGAUUACCUCGAGUAUGGAAACCUGAAGAUGAUAUUGAUACUUACUUUAAACAUGCCAGAGAUGAUACAUUGAAAUUGAUUCCAUUGUUUGCCAAGAUUGAUCUCCGUGAAGAUGAAGACUUUGAAAUCGAAUCUAACGAAGACUUUGAUUUCCAGCAAACAUUAACAAUUCUUGGAGAAGGCAAACAAAUCGAUAUUACCAAUCGAUUCAAAAGGGAAUCGGAUGCAUUCUAUUUGGAAGCUAAACGAUCUGUUGUGGCAACAACUGCUAAAAUCCCCAUGUGGCUUGUAGGUGUGAUCAUAGCUCUUGGUUGGAAUGAAUUCAUGGCCAUUAUUCGAAGUCCUAUUUAUCUUGUGCUUUUUAUCUUGAUGAUUGCUGGUGGAUACGUGGUAUAUGUAUUGAAUCUCUGGGGUCCCAUUGAACGUGUAUUGACCGUCGUAGCAGGAGAAGUUUCUAGGAUAGCCAAAGAACGUAUUAUUGAAGGUGUGGAUAUGCUUCGGGAACAACAACAACAAUUAGCUCAUACUAGUCCUGGUGUAGAAAUGACUUCGUUACAGAAUAAGGAUAAAAGUGAGUGAUUCUCUCUUUAUUUUUUUUUAUUAUAUUUAUCUUUUUAUAUAUAUUAUAUAUAUUGAUUGAUUGAAUGAAUAAAACAGAAAAUCAUUUUUUUUUCCAUCA
Molecule: messenger RNA, 2680 nt
Organism: Halteromyces radiatus
Lineage: Eukaryota; Fungi; Mucoromycota; Mucoromycetes; Mucorales; Cunninghamellaceae
Product: RHD3/Sey1
Exons: 10
Coding region: 199-2580 (793 amino acids)
Biological process (GO): endoplasmic reticulum membrane fusion
Cellular component (GO): endoplasmic reticulum
Molecular function (GO): GTP binding; GTPase activity
Source: RefSeq, a predicted model, not a curated record